Phycodurus eques (leafy seadragon) is the source of this 2819-nucleotide messenger RNA. RefSeq names its product solute carrier family 33 member 1 (gene slc33a1). Gene Ontology annotation, molecular function: acetyl-CoA transmembrane transporter activity. The transcript has 10 exons. Bases 140 to 1804 code for a protein of 554 amino acids. Lineage: Eukaryota; Metazoa; Chordata; Actinopteri; Syngnathiformes; Syngnathidae. Gene Ontology annotation, cellular component: membrane. The record is from RefSeq and is a predicted model, not a curated record.
CUUCCUGGUCCGUCGGACGUUCCUGUUGUGAAUUGUCGCCGAUGUGACUUGCUAUACGUUUACGCAGGUCGUUUAUAACGCUGUCGUCACAAUCAGAUUUACUGAGGGCACGGCACCCUUCGACACCCACGGUGGGACCAUGGAGCACUGCAAUGCAUCGGCAUUUAAGAAUGGGCGGAAAAGAAAGCAGGCAGGUGUGGGUCUCCGCCAUUCUGAAAGCAUGAAGGACAGCGACAGGACAGAGAUGGACCUCAUUGACUCAGAAGUAGAAGGGGAACUGGACGGCCUUAUCCCAGGGUCAGAGUCCAAAGGCGGGACGCAUGCCAGAGUCCACCGAGGUAUUCGGGCCGAGUUGGGGAACGUGUCGCUUCUUCUCUUCCUCUAUGUGCUGCAAGGGAUUCCCCUUGGACUGGCUGGCAGCAUUCCGUUGAUCCUACAGAGUAAGAACUUCAGCUACAAAGACCAAGCUGUCUUUAGCUUUGUAUUUUGGCCAUUUAGCCUCAAGCUUUUAUGGGCGCCGCUCGUGGAUGCGCUCUACUUCAGCAAGUUUGGUAGAAGAAAAUCAUGGCUGGUGCCAACGCAGUACCUGUUGGGGCUCUUCAUGCUCUACCUUUCUCUAAGAGUUGACUCGCUGCUGCAGCAUGAGGGCGGCCCUAACAUCAUUGCACUGACGUCUGCCUUCUUUAUGCUCGCCUUUCUCGCAGCUACGCAGGACAUUGCUGUAGAUGGCUGGGCGCUAACAAUGCUAUCAAGAGAGAAUGUAGGCUAUGCAUCUACAUGCAACUCGGUGGGCCAGACAGCUGGCUAUUUCCUGGGUAAUGUGCUCUUUUUGGCUAUGGAGUCUGCUGACUUCUGCAACAAAUACCUCAGAAUAGAGCCCAAGGAGACCGGCAUCGUGACUUUGUCAGACUUCUUGUUUUUCUGGGGAGUCAUGUUCCUGGUUUCCACAACACUGGUGGCGAUCUUGAAAAGUGAGAACGAGCAUAGCGAAGGCAAGGGGACAAAUCACGAGGAGAAGCAGGGGGUUUUGCAAACCUACAAGUUGCUGUUCACUAUAAUCAAGAUGCCCGCGGUCUUCACCUUCUGUGUUCUGCUUCUCACUGCCAAAAUCGGCUUCUCUGCAGCCGACACGCUGACGGGUCUGAAGUUGGUGGAGGCCGGCGUUCCCAAGGCGCAGUUAGCAUUGCUGGCUGUGCCGAUGGUGCCUCUACAGAUCCUUCUACCAGUGGUCAUCAGUAAGUACACAGCAGGGUCCAGACCGUUGGAUGUCUUCUACAAGGCCUUCCCUUUAAGGUUAAUCAUUGGGCUGGAGUUCGCUCUGCUUGUCUGGUGGACCCCGAGUGUCAAACAAGAAGAAGGCUUCCCUGUUUACUACUAUGGCGUUGUAGUGCUUAGCUACGCAGUGCAUCAGGUGACAUUAUACAGCAUGUACGUCGCCUGCAUGGCCUUCCACGCCAAAGUGAGUGACACACUCAUCGGCGGCACCUACAUGACGCUGCUGAACACAGUCACUAACAUGGGUGGAAACUGGCCUUCCACUGUGGCGCUGUGGUUGGUGGAUCACCUCACCUGGAAGGAGUGUCAGGGUGCUGUCGGGCAAACGUGUGCCUCACCAGAGGGAGCGGGGCUGUGCAUCAAGGAGGGCGGCGCCUGUGUCACAAUGCUGGAUGGCUAUUACGUGGAGUCAGUGGUGUGCAUGCUGAUUGGCUUAGCCUGGUGGGUGUGGUUAGGGAAGAAAAUGAAGAGGCUGCAGGACCACGGUCCCGCUGCGUGGAGAUGCAGUGUCAUCACAGUCCAUGACUAAACCAGUCCAUUUGUUUUGUUUUCCCUGUGCAAAAGAACACCUGAAUGCUGGACACUUGACUCAUGCUACUUUUUGUAUCAAAGCCUUUGUUUCUUUGUGCAGGUGUAAAUAAUUUUGUGGGUGUAUGAGCAAAUAUGUAUAUAAAUUUAAACUGGCACGGUGACUGACUGGUUAGCAUAUCUGCCUCACAGUUCUGGGGACCGGGGUUAAAAUCCCAAUCCUGCCUGUGUGGAGUUUGCAUGUUCUCCCCCCGUACCUGCGUGGGGGAUUCUCCGGGCACUGCGGUUUCCUCCCACAUCCCAUAAACAUGCAUUAAUUGAUGACUCUAAAUUGCCUGUUGGUGUGAAUGAGAGUGCGAAUGGUUGUUUUGUUUCUCUGCCCUGCGAGUGGCUGGCGACCGGUUCAGGGUGUACCCCGGCCGGCUCUUGCCCAAAGAUUGCUGGGAUAGGCUCCAGCAGCCCGCGACCCUAGUGAGGAGAAGCGGUCAAGAAAAUGGAUGGAUGGAUAAACUGGCAGAUCUUGAUUUGGGUUGUAAUUGAGCAAAGCCUUCUGGAAACGUUCUGAUAAGCUACCAUAAUAAUGAACAUUUGUCUUGCAUACAAAGCAGUUUACAAGUGCUUUCAUUGAACGACAAAAAUAAUGUUGUUGUAACAUAUAUAUAAAUGAACCUCAAUAUAAAGGCUGUAACAAAUAUUACAUCUUUCCAUAAUUUAUCACUAUCAGCAAGGUACUAAUGUAACAAUGUAGUCAUCCAUUGUGGUUGUGCCUACAUCUUUGAAUUAUGCAACCCCAAUCUUGACGCUUUAUUUCAACAACUCAUCCUGUCGUGUAAUAAUUACACUGUCAUUAUGAUCAGAUUGAUAUUAUAGCUUUCAUUGUUCUUCACUCAGAUCUGAUUUGUGAUAAUGGUAAUUUUUCUUUUGAAAUCGUAUGUGCCUUGUUCAAACUGUAAAGACUUUGAAUAAUAAGUUGUGAUGGUUCCAUCAUGCUACCCAUUAAACUUUUUUUUAAAGAA